Molecule: messenger RNA, 10407 nt
Organism: Porites lobata
Lineage: Eukaryota; Metazoa; Cnidaria; Anthozoa; Scleractinia; Poritidae
Source: the annotation of a GenBank genome assembly
GUAAGGCCUGGUAACUAAUCAUUUGCAAAUUUAUGUGCAUAUUUAUAUUUGGCGCCAAAUUUUGUACUUUGUUACUUUGUUGGGGGCGGCCAUCUUGGCCGAACAAAAACAAUCGAGCAAUGGUUGUGAUCGUUUUUACAAUUUAUCGCUGGUGGAGGUCGUAUUUUCGUAUUGGUUAAGAACAUUUGACAUGGAAGGAACUUUUAAGAGCCCUCGCCCUAUACCAAACAUUGUCAACGAGGCAACUUUUAGCCACCGAAAGACGAAGAAAGUCAACCAGCAGAGGAGGGUAGUCGAGGAAGAUUGUUUACCUCCACGAGCUCCUGUGAAAUCCGCGCCUCCGAUAAGUAGAGUUUUUAAACAUACGAGAAGAAACUCAGUAGGAGCACUGCAAGUCAGUUUUCGAGAAAAUGGAAAUAGUAUCCUUUAAAUCUUUUACAGAAAAGUGUGUGCAGUUGAAAACUGUGACCUCUGAUUGCAUAAUUUUUGGCUUUACGCAAGCUUUUGGAGGCGCCUUCGUUUUCCCAUCUAUCAAAAAGUCUUCAUUUAAUUUUCCUAUCAAAAUAGUGAGCAACAGAAAGCUGUGAACACUUAAUUUAAGCUUAAUUAAGGAUGUUUUUUCAGGGAAUUGUUUUAUUUCAAUGUUAUGUUAUGAUUAUUUCGUCUUCAGUCUUGUCUUUUUCAUUUAUGGCUUCGGCAAGCAAUAAUCAGUCGUAUUAUCACUUAAACAUAAACCAGUUAAGCUUAUUGUUCAUUGUGAUUGCAUGCACUUGUUAUUGGUUCAUGUCUUACGAUUGAGCGAAAAAUUUCACUCCAAAUUAAAAAUGCCCAUGGGUCCAAUUAAAGAAGACUAGUUAUGAAAGCGGCACUGAAAAAUGUUUAAGAUUCAACGUUGCCGCGGUUCAUGUUGGCAGCUCAGCUCCCUGACCGUGUUCAACCUUUUCUUGCUCACAAAUAAAAAUAAUUCACAAUUAUUUUGAUAGGCCUUUUGCAUUAGUUAAUCACGUGAUCAACCACUCGCUUUUGAAAAAUUUUGGUAUCACGAGCUGAAAAAGCAUAUUAAAAUUAGGCAACCUGUAAAUUUUUAGCUGUAUACCUCAAAAGUGGCGAUUGCAAUGGCUACUGAAAAUUAGAAGGAUUUAUAUGGUUGGAAAUUUACAGGUUACCUAAUUUUAAUAUGCUCUUUCAGCUCUUGCUAACAAAAUUUUUCAAAAGCGAACUGUUUUCAUGUUUGCUGAAACACGGGGGUUGUCACUAAGAUAAUUUCAAGUUGUCGGGUAAAUCCAACAAGAGGGCGGGGAAUCAAACAGCUGGGGAUUUCUUUUGGUUCUAUUUUUCUUCUGUUUUCCAAUAAAAGUAGCCAGGGACCACACUCAUAGUAGCUGGGGGAAAUCCCUGGUCCCUGGCUCUUAAUGACAGCCCUGCUGAAAGUUGAUCACAUGAUCAACGAAUGCAAAAGGCCUAUUGAAUAUGUUAACCCUCCAAGCAUCAAGGGUGAUCAACAUCAAUUUUCUCCUCACAAUAUCAGUACAUAAAUCAAGAAAUGUUUGUGAGAAUUAAUGUAAAGAUCACCUAUGGGAAAUUGCUUUGAUUAGUCAGUGAGAAAUUGAGCAGCUAGGAAUCUCUUCUGGCUUGAUUUCCUUUUUGUUUCCUAUGAAAAUAGCUGGGGUUCAUGCUCAUAUUAGCUGCAGCAAAUCCCUACCUCAGGCUCGUAGGAACAGCCCUAUUCACCCGUACACAAAAUGCUACUGUAGUCAAAGGUUAUGAAGAAGAUACUAAGCAAAUCUCACCAGUGAGCACUGACUAUAAUAUUUUUUGUGGUUUUUGCAGGCAUAGCACUAAAACUUAAAAACAUUAGCACAACGUUUUCAAUUGUAAAUCCUUGUCCAUCCUUGCCAUCUGUAACAAAAGAAAAUAUGAAACGGUUUCAUUGCUUAAAUAUAGUCUUAAAUAACAAGACUGGACUAUUGUUUUAAGAAUUCACUUGGUGCACUGCCAAGACACAUUUUAUCUUUUCAAACAGAUAGCAAAUAGUGUGAUGUAGCCCCUUUAAUUCUUUUAUUUCAGUAGAUGAGUCUUUGAGUCUUACUUUAUUUUAUUUAAGCAGUAGGUUUAGAUUCGAUUCGCUAAAAUGCCAAUAAAAUCCUUGACUUGACAAAUUAGAGAUAAAAAGCCCUCACUAUAAUGAAAAAUCAAAGGAUCUUUAUUUUGAACAGGUUUGUAAAGAGAAGAUUUUAGCAAUAAUUGAGUGUAUCAUAUUUGCUUGCACCCUAAUCCAAACAAUCAGCUGAUUUAGCAACCGAACAGGAACAUCUGUUGAUGACAGUGUACGCAAAUCAAAACAACUGGCUUGAACAAUGACAGUGCGGUAAAUUGGGCACCGGAAGUCAUGGUUAUCACUUUCCAGGCGCCUUCCCAUGGUCAGCUGACAUUCCUGUUCUGUUGGUAAAUCAGCCUAAUAUUGAUAACAUUGAGACCCUCAGCGAUGUACAAUAAAACUAGAUUAUUUUUACUUUUGUCUCUUGAUUCCACAGUGUUUUGAAGUAAUCAGUAGACUUGGAGCAGGCUCAUUUGGAGAAGUAAGUUUAUUUCUACCACAUCUAUCUAACUCCAAGACCUUUUAAUGGAUUUGUGCAAUCUGUUUGAAACUUGGAUAGCCAGGUGUGAAACCAGUGUCACUGUUAGACAAACUAUUUGGCGAUUGACUGACGAAAUGUCAUUUGUCUUUAAAAAAAUUAAUAGGUUUAUAAAGUGAGGAGCAAGGAAGAUGGCUGUCUCUAUGCAAUAAAAAAGUCAAGGGAUAAAUUUCGUGGUGAUGCGGACAGGUAUUGGUUGCCACCCAAAUAUAUUUUGCUUCCUUCUAUUCAAACUCUUGAACACUCGAAUUUCUCAAGAUUAAAUGAUCUGUGUUUUGCUUACAGGAAAUAUAAACUAGAGGAGGUCAACAAACAUGAGAUACUAAAACAUCAUCCAAACUGUGUUCAGUUUAUUAAAGCUUGGGAAGAAAGGUUAGUGGCUUAUUAGAGACUUUUUUUUACAUAAGUUUUUCACUUGACAUGUACUCUGUCCAUAGAGUGGUCAACCUUGUUUUGCACACAAACCUCCUUGCUUACAGAAAAAUACUUGUUAACUAGCACGAGGGCAACAAGUAAUUAUAGGUUUGAUCAAAAUGAGGUGAAUCCUCUCCUGGCUUCUACCAAUAACAGUAAGCUGUGCUAUUGCAAGCUCUUUUUUUGGAGCGGGGGGGCAGGGGGGGGGGGGGGUUAUGUAAUGGCAAAACAUAUAUUCGAAUGCUUUGAAAAAGGAAAGGGGAAGACGGCAAAAAAUAAAUACUCUAGCACUUAAUUAAUUAAUAACUUAUUAGCCAUAUAUGGUUAGGAAUUUUUUGUUGUUUGUAAUUUUAGUUAUUUGGAAAUAGUUGAUAUACUAUUUAUUGUAUAAGACUCCAUAUAAAUAAAACAUGUAUGUAUGUAUGUAUGUAUGUAUGUUUGUUGGGGUUCUCAGGUAUAAUACUGAAGUUAUGGGGAGGUUCAAUCCUCUUUUUUGAGUUUGAUAUUUGAAGUCCAAGGACUUUUUUGGUCAUGAAACUUUACAGUAACUUUUGUUGGGUAAAAGACUUUGGUGCAGACUUUUCAAAAAUCUUAAUGAGUAACCCAUGAUCAUGAGGUUCUCAUACAUUGUGUCAGUUUGUUUACAGACACAAACUAUGUUACACUGGCAUGGAGUCUCUUUUUUUAAAAAGCAGUUUAUUCUUAUAGCUCUUUUCCACGACCAGGAUCUGGACCACUGGACUUUUUUGGGGGGGUACUGGACAUGACCUACAUGUAUAUUCGUAACUCCCUAUUAUUAUAUACCCCAAGUGUCCCUCCCUCCUGGGAUUGUAAGUAUGAUUUCUAGUCUUGUGAAACUAGAGUUGAAUACACUAGGUGAUCUACUGCAGCAAUAGGGUGCCCCCUCACAAGGAAUUACCAGUUACAGAUUAGACCAGUAUUAUGAAGUCAGAUACAUGAACUAAGGUAUUCCAUUAAGGCAAUAGGGCCAUUUAUACGAGGAAAAAUAAGGCGCGUCUUACAUAAGACGCGUCUUAAAUAAGACGCGAACUUUCCAUAUAAACGGCACAUUUCGUCUAAAAUAAGACGCGGCUUAGCUAAGACGCGUCUUAUUAGAUAAGACAUGCUCAUAUAAAUGGUACAGUUCGUGUCUUAUUUUUCCUCAUAUAAAUGGCCCUAUUGUGUAUUUUUCUUUUUCUAUCAAUUUUGUCUUGCAGGCAACACCUCUAUAUACAAACAGAGUUAUGUGAAAUGAGGUAGUUAUUUCUACUGUAUACAUGUAAAUGUGUACUUUAUCUUGAGAAGAUGGAUUUCCUCUUAAAUGAGUGGAUAAAUGUGUCAUGUUCAGAAAUAUCGUAUGAUCAUGACCAUCAGUUUCAUUGUUUUCACCAUUAAUUACUGCCGUUACUGGCAAAGGUUGGAGUCCAGUGAUCAGCUUAUAUGCAUGGCAAUUUAACUGACACCUCCAGUUAUAAAGAAUGCUUUUGUCAAUUGAUAAUUAUUUGAUUUUUUUUUAGUCUCAAGGACUACCUAGAGAAUAAUGAUUCAGCAAGUGAAACUGUAGUGUGGGAAUUUCUUGUUGACCUAAGCCUUGUAAGUAUGUUUAACUUUAACUUCCAAGUGAGGUGUGAGUUUGUGGGUUUUCCAAAACAAUAAAACAAUCUCUCAUUUGUUAUAAUUUGCAGUAGUUCUUUCUGGAAAGCAUUGAUGGUUCUCCCUUUUUUCUGUACUGUUUUCCAGGGUCUCAAACAUCUUCAUGAUAAUAACAUGGUCCAUAUGGAUAUCAAACCAGCAAACAUUUUUAUUGGCCUUGAUGGAUUGUGUAAAAUAGGAGAUUUUGGUUUGGUGUUAGAGCUUUCAAAGGUGGGUAUAGUACGGUGAAGCUUCUUGCAAUAGGGCUGGGCUGGGUUGUUCAAAGCGCGGUUAAGAUAACCCAGGGUUAAUGCAAAAUUUGAAUUCAGAUAUAAAAGCUUAAAAAGCAUAUUCAGUUUUAUUCCUUUGGUCUGCAAUUUGCUGAUUGGAUGCUCUAAAAAGAAUAGGGAAAAUUAUGCGAGAAAAUGCUUUUAAACAAAAGAAAAAGAAACCCAGAUUAAAAUUUAACCCUGGGUUAGCACUGAUCGGCCUUCAAACAACUGAUGUACUGAUGUACUAUCUUGGGUCAUAAUCAAGUUACACAUAUGCACCUUUUUAAAGUUAGUUUGGACUGAUCUUACAAUGCCUUAAAAAUGUCGUAAAAAAUGUCUUUUGCUUUGAAGAUCAGAUGGUAAUUUGCCCGCAGGUAAAUAUUCUUUUUUCGUAGUGGGCUUUAAAUCAAAAUAAUUACAUGUACCUUAUGGCUGGUCCCUUGGGAAACAAGGUUUAAAUUUUGUUUCCCAAAGUUCUCAAUGUUUCCCAUGGCUUUGCCUUGGGAAAUGUUGAGAUUUUCUAGGUACAAAAGUAGCUGUUUCCCUUGGGCCUUGGUUGCGUGCUUAUGUUUUUGGCAGAAGUUAGGAAAACUAAUGUAAAAGUUGACAUUUAUUCAUUAGUCUUGUGUGUACAUGUGUGUGUGUGUAAUUAGAGUAAUUUUAGUUUCUUAACAGAUGUUAUGUGGAAACCUACAAUUGUAAACAUUGGUUUCAAUUGGCUGUGUUCGCUUUUUUCUCCAUUACUAUAAGUCUUGAUCGAAAAUAAUAUUUUGUUUUUGUGACUGUGUAUUCCUAGUGUGAUACAGCUCAAGCUUUAGAGGGAGACCCAAAAUAUCUCGCUCCGGAGUUAAUGCAAGGACACUUUACUAAAAGUGCUGACAUAUUCAGGUGGGUUUUUAUGCAAUUAAUUUUUUCAAAGCUGCUGUUUGCGUACACGUCUACAUGUUUGUGCAUGCCAAAUUGACUUCUGCAUUGUAAAGACAGUAACUUUUCCUGAAGUUUAGACAACUUACCGAUAUCCAUUUCUACUGUUUUGUUUGUAUAAUGGUGUUUUUAUUUAUUUAUUUAUUUAUUUAUGUAUUUAUUUAAUAUCUCUAUCUGCAGCUUAGGAAUAACUCUACUGGAGUUGGCCAGUGAUCUUGAUUUACCUAGAGGUGGAUACGCAUGGCAUCAACUUAGGAACGGACAGCUUCCUGAUGUGUUUACACAAGGUUUGAUCUCACGUAAUAAUAGAGUUAAGUCUCUGGUCACUAAUUUCUGUGCAGAAAUUUUCCAGUCCUUCCAGCUGGGACUGGAAAAAGAGGGAUGCAUCUGAGAAUUCUCUUCAUUCUGGAAACUUUUCUCUGGGAUGAUGGAUUGUACUUAACCAUUUGAAUUUUCAAUCAACAUUUCAGUUUUUGUUUUCCUGGCAAAUAUGGUUUAAAAUUCUGUCGCAAAUCUUUGUUUACAUUUUUGCCUCAUUAGCAUAUGCUUUUCAUUCUCUUAUCAAGCUAAUAAAAUUAACUCUCUGAAUAUCAAAAGAGCAUAACAAUUUCAAUUGUCUGUGUAAAUUUGAGGCUGAUAUACCAAAUAAUUUUGAAGAAAUUAACUUUGAAAAACUUGAAACGUUACAAAGGAUAUAUGGGCUCAUUUUCGUUUUGCAACCCAGCAAUUUCGAGGUUUCCACCACUGGUAUUCCCUUUGUUAUUGCUUGCAAAAAGCUGAAAAUUGCCCAACAACUUUUGACUUUCAUUUGUGCAUACAGUGAUGCCUUCUAUGGGUUAAAAAAUGUUAACAGUGAUGUCAGUGAAGACCUGCUUAUUGCUACAAAUUUUUGAUUGCAUUUAUAAAAUGAUUUACAUGUAUAUUUUGUAUUGUAUCACUAUAGGUAUGUCCCCAGACCUUCGGAGGCUUAUUAUGUGGAUGAUGAACCCUUUACCACAGCAUAGGUUUGUUACAGUAAAAUAAUAGACAGAUUAAGACUCAUGCUUAUGGCAAACAGCAAAGGUAGAUUCAAGUUGAAAAUUCUCAGACUGAUAGAAAAUGAUCAGAUAAAACAGUCCGAAGCAAUUCUUAUGGAUGAAAAUAAUGUGAAACAACCAUUUUUUUGUAGGAGUAAAGAACAGUAAAAGAGAAGUAAAGGGAAAACUUGGUCACAUGGUACAAAUUUGUGUUUGCCGUUUGCCAUAAAUGUGACUCUAAAUCGCUCUAAUGUCUAUGAUGCAAUAAUUUUAAUUGCUGUUAGAGUACUUCCUAUUCAAUUGGUAAUAAAUAAUAAUUUAUAGAUUGUUAUCAAAUCUUACUUUUAGGCCAACAGUAGAUGAAAUAUUAGCAGAACAAACAGUGACACAGGCAUGGAAGAGAAGGCAGAGAGUUUACGUUUAUUGCUCAAUGGUAAAGUAAAACCAAGUUUUCCAUAUAGCAUAAAUAUGUCAUGGGGAAUAACGUAUAUUAAUAUUUUUGAGUUUUUGGUUGCUAAUCAUAAGUUUGACUUUGAGGGAAUCAGGUUAAUUUUGAGUGUCUUUCCUUUUGACUGAAGGUAUCUCAUAAAGAUAUUUGGACAGAAGUUUUUAUAUUUCGGACUGGUAAGAAGCCCAUCCUUCUUACUUGUCAUGACAAUAAUCUCUCUUUUCUUUUUUCUUUCUUAUAUAGAAGCAAUUGGCAUUUAAAAUGUAUUCAGUGGUGUAUGCUGUUUUACUUUGGUUAUGGAUGGUUUUACUAUGGCCCUAUAAUUCACUUGGAGGUAAGAAUAUCUGCUUACUCAUUUUUUAAUGUAAAACUCAAAGUUGAAUGCUCAUAUUCUAAGAAGUAGGGUUGGAAUACUCAAUCUAGGUUAUUAUGUUUUUAACAAAACUUGCCACUAGGAUGGCAAAAAAAGUUAUUAGAUUUACAGUCCAACCUCCAUGUUCAACUGCCUCCCGUAAGCAACCCACAAGUCUGCACAUUUUGAGAGGUAGCUUACUAAAGUUCCACUUUAUUUCAAUUGAAUUUGACUUCCAAGUGUCCUGUAUUAAAGAGACUGUGUGAUUUUUUUUUCUCUUCUUUCCUUUUUUAUCAGGAUUACAUUUGGUGGGUAAAUCAUUAUCAAAAACAGACACAUCGUUCCAUGAAGACAACAGCUUUUCUUCGGAUGGUAAAACACCUGCAUUAUUUUAGUCUGGUUUGAUUUUCUGAUAAAUGUGUGGAGAAUUUGUUUUAGAUGUUGUUAUUUUGUUUCUAGAGUCAUGUAAUACCUCCUUGUAUGAUAGCAGCAGCACUCCUAACUGCAGUAUAUCAUUUGAAGAAAUGUUAACACAUUCCAUUCCAAAGCCUCCUUGGCAUGGGUAUGUACAAGUAUAAAGGUUUGCUAAUGUCAUAUUAGAAGUAUCAAAGGAAAAAUAGAGAGCAGUCUUUCACAGUAACUAAAUGAUUUCUCAUAUGCUCAGUUGUCAAGGGUCAUUACAUCAAUAUGAAAAUUGCUAAUCGAUGGUCUCAAACUUUGUAUUAUAUUAUUUUAUGAUGAUCAAUAAUUUUUUUUCAUGGGGAACUGAUGUGUUGAAGUUUGAUGAUAUAAAAAUAUUCAUGCAGUGUUGAGAGAGAUGAUUACUUUUUUUCUAGCGAUGGCUACUGCAGCUCGCCUGUUAAUUUGACACCUUGCAGCCACAUGGAUCAUUUAAGGAUAUCUCCCCAAAUGUGUUCAGAAAAAGGGAGGUAGGUAUUGCACAAAGUACUCAGUUUCUGACUAACCUAGUGCACUCCGUUGCCAGAAAAAAAAGAAAGAACCUUUUUGCUUUGAAAGAGUGCCUAGAAUAAGGCCCUGCUUGAUUUCUGAUGAGCUGCUUGAUUCUGUUUCCAAUUGUGUAGUGAAUGUUUUGUGAAUGAUAGGGAGAGUUUUAUAUUAGAUCAGGAGUCUCUUGGGGCCUUAUUAAAUUAAGGUUAAGUUUGUAUUAUGUUGUUUCACUUGGGUUACCUAAGUGUUAGUUGUUUGUAUUCGGGCUACUUUAAAAGAAAAUCCAUAGCUUUUAGUCAGGGGACUAGGCAUAAAUGAAACUGUCCAUUACAAAUGGGUAACAGUAAAGUGGGGUUGCCCUGAAACUGCAUUGUGCUGUUUUUGUGUGUUCAAGUUUAAAAUCAGUGCAAUGUUUGUUUUUUCUGUCCAGGAUCACUCCACCGUUUCACACUAGUAGCCCCGAACAUCAAAAGUACACCCCUCCAUCGGCCAGUAGAAGAGGUCGUUUGUUUGACGGAGACGAGUUCUUGACUAAGAAUGCAGCUGGCCCGAGAAACCUGCUUGAGGUAAUGUUUUUUCACAUGGACAACAGGAUAUCUGCAAAGACUAAGUACACUGCCAUGCCUGAAAAUGAGCCCUAACUAAUAAGCAAAAGGAACAACAAUUGGAAAAACCUCUAAAAUUAAAUUCAGUUACAAAUUAGGAGGGUCGACUUCUGUUUGUUGUAAGCACAUCUCUGCCUUGAGCUGCUGUUUCACCCAGCCAAGACGAAACGGGAAGCAUACGGUAUUCGGCACCCCUCUCUCACACCUUACAGUCGGCUAAUAACGCCUGUUAAUUAUAGUCUAAAAGGCUAUUUUAUGCCAAAAUUUCAGGCAGAUGGUUUUACGUUGACACUAUUUCCUCGCGGAUGGAACUCCACCGCGAAUCGUUACAUGAAUGUGCGGUAUAUAAUAGUCAAGUUUAUUAAAAUAACUUGAUCUUAUGCUGUUAUUACUUAUGUUAAAUAGAGGCAAAGUUACUUUCAAAUACGUUGCUGAUUUGUCAUUUGCCAGUGUUGCGUUGACAAAGCACAGUUAGAUAUUAAAAAUCUCGUUUUUCAACGUUGUGGGCCCGAAAACUUUGGAAGUUAAGUUAUUAUUUAUGUUUCCUCACGAUAGUUCUUUGGUUCCAGGUAUUUGAAGAUGCAGCAAAUAGUCCUGAUUGGUGAUAUGAAAGUUUGAGAUAUGUACCAGAAAAACAAAGUGGAGGAAGAGCCUCAAGUAGUGCAGACCGAAGAAAACCUAUGGCUUUUUUAGUUGUUUUGUUCUCUCCACCAUUUGAUCAGUUUAAGCUCCAUGUAGACACGUCAUAACUGGUGCCUGAACUGACGUAACCAACCUACCAUUUAAGACGUUACGACCCAAGAGUGACCAACAUCACUGAGUUUUCCCCUAAUGAGAAGAGGUUAUGACCAAAGGGAAAUGCUUUGAUCUUUUAUCAAAUUCUCUCAACCAAUUCGUUAAGGAAACGUAUGGAGAUCAGUCUGCAGAAUUUGUAAGAAGUUAGUUGAAGCAUGAUGAUAACCACAGGAAACAAAUUAACGUUUAUUAUUCUGAUUAUCUCAUAGAGUCAGGUGCCGUUUGUAUUUGGCAAUUUGUCAAAGAAUACAUCAGUGUCUGUGACCUUUCAGUUUAAGAAAAGAAGCAAUUUAAAAUGAUAGUCUUUUUUAACACAGAUAAAAGUGAAAAUAAUUGUUGUAUAAAGAGUUUAUGGCUUGCCGAUC